ACUAAGUCUAAACCUAGCCAAGUCCAAAAUCCAACUCGCCCCUCUGUUUUCCGCCUUUUUUUUCCUUUUCGGCUUUUUUUGGUUCUUCUCUCUUAUCCCAAAAAGGCCUAAGCUUGCUCUAAGCCAAUAGCCCUAAUUAGGUCCAUUAGGGUUUUUGCCGCCAACGUUCUAAACCUUCAAGCUCAAACUCAAGCCCAUCAACUUCGUCUUCAACCUCUGAUUUUUCAAAAUUUCUAAUUUUUUAAUAUAUUUUUUUGAUAAACCCUAGUUUGAGUUGCAGAAGGCGAUCUUUGGUCUUCAGUCUGUGAUUUCCGAGGUGUGGUCAUUGUUCCCGCGUUUGUACCCUCAUCUGCCCGCACAAUGUGUUGCUUUUAUUUGUCCUGAUGAUGAAAUGCAUUGUUAUUCAUCCGCGGACAUGCUUGGCAUUGAGAACAAAAACAGAUGGAUACCUCUAUCCCUACUGAUAAUAAUGAGCCACUCAGUUCAGAAGCACAGCCUAACAGGCGUAGGAGAAAGAAAUCUAUUGUCUGGGACCAUUUCACAGUGGAAAGUGUUGGAGCUGGAUGCAGUAAGGCCUACUGUAAUCAGUGCAAAAAAUCAUUUUCAUAUAUUAAUGGUACAAAGUUAGCAGGCACCAGCCACCUCAAACGACAUAUUUCCAUGGGAAUCUGCCCAGCAAGCCGUCAGAAAGAUCAGCUAAUUCCAUAUACACCUGGAUCCAAGACUCUGGGAACCAAUCCCCCAAAAAGACGCUACAGAGUAUCCCCUGGGUUUGCAAGCUUCCAUCUUGACCAGAACCACUGCAAUCAUGAGAUAGCUAAGAUGAUUAUUCUGCAUGACUAUCCACUUCAUAUUGUGGAGCAACCUGGUUUUGUUGAUUUUGUCCACACUCUUCAACCGCAGUUCAACAUGUCAAGCUUCAAUGCCAUUCAAGGGGAUUGCGUGGCUAUAUACCUGAAAGAGAAGCAAAGCCUUUUAAACCUAAUCAGUGGAAUUCCUGGAAGAGUCAGCCUUGCAUUGGACAUGUGGAUUUCAAAUCAAAACCUGGGCUAUGUUUUUGUGACAGGACACUUCAUUGAUGGUGACUGGAAUUUACACCGUCGGAUUCUUAAUGUUGUUAUGGUACCAUCUCCUGAUUCAGCUGAUGCCUUUAGUCAAGCUAUUGUGACUUGCCUAUCCGAUUGGCAUUUGGAGGGCCAGUUGUUCACCGUCACGCUUGAUCAAUCCUUGUUGAAUGAAACUGCAACAGAAAAUCUAAGGGGCUUUCUUUCUGUCAAGAAUAUGCUCAUGCUUAAUGGUCAAUUAUUAAUAGGAAAUUGCUUUGCUCGUGUCCUAAGUCGUCUUGCACAAGAUGCAUUGUAUGCAAUGAGGGAGACCGUAAGUAAAAUUCGUGAAAGUGUAAAGUAUGUGAAGACUUCGGAAUCUCUUGAAGAGAAGUUUAUUGAGCUGAAGCGACAACUUCAAGUUCCUUGCAUGAAGAACCUUUUAAUUGACGACCAAAGUAAAUGGAAUACAACCUAUCAUAUGCUGGUGGCAGCCUGUGAACUAAAGGAAGUCUUUGCUUGCUUGGAUACCUCAGAUCCUGAUUACAAAAUGACUCCAUCCGUAGAUGAAUGGAAGCAGGUAGAAAUACUGUACACAUACUUGAAGCAUUUAUUUGAUGCAGCUAAUGUCUUGACAGCCCCAACGUACCCCACAGCCAAUGCAUUUUUCCAUGAAGUGUCAAAAAUUCAACUGGAGCUGAAGCAAGCAGCCAUGAGCGAGGAUUCUUUUAUUAGUUACUUGAUCAAACCUUUACAUGAUAGGUUUGAUCGAUAUUGGAAUAAUUGUUGCCUGGUUUUAGCAGCUGCUGUGGUUAUGGAUCCAAGGUUCAAAAUGAAGCUUGUGGAGUUCACAUUCUCCAAGAUUUAUGAGAAUGCUGAAACUGCUGAAACAUUGAUUAGAAUUGUUGAAGAUGGUGUGCACGAAUUGUUUAUUGAAUAUACCGAGCAGCAAAUGAUUAGUCUACCAGAUUCAGUCAUGGAAGAUGGGGAUGAUGGCAUCCUUAAAACAGACAUAUCUCAAGAAGUGUCCCCCGAGGUGCCCUUUAUAUCUGCUGGGGAUGGUCUUUCAGAUUUUGAAAUCUAUAUUUCUGAGAUUACAAGCCAGCAAAUGAAGUCAGAAUUGGACCAGUAUUUGGAAGAGUCUCUUCUGCCUCGGGUACAGGAGUUUGAUGUUCUGGGUUGGUGGAAACUAAACAGAAUGAAGUACCCUACUCUAUCUAGGAUGGCUUCUGAUAUUUUGUCCAUACCAGUAUCUACUGUUUCUCCCGAUUCAGUGUUUGACACUGAAAUAAAAAUGAUUGAUAGCUAUCGCGGUUCAUUACGUCCGGUGACGCUUGAAGCCCUUAUAUGUGCCAAGGACUGGCUCCAAUAUGGAUCCUCAACACAGACACCUUCACCCACAUUUGAGGUUUCUAAUGCAAUUGUCAAAAUGGAAUUCUAGGUUUAGUUACAUUUUUUUUAUUAUUAUAUAUAUAUUUUUUUAACCUUUGAAUGUAGGUAGAUCAUUGACGCCCUCAUUUUGGUUGUUCCUAGGGGGUUAAAUAGUGUCCAAAUUUCCGCUGUUAUCUUCAUGCUCAACAGUCAUAGGAUGUUUAUAGCUUAGUGUUCUUUUUACACUUUAAAUUUAUUAUUAUUUUUUUUUAUGGGUACUA
Ziziphus jujuba (common jujube) is the source of this 2695-nucleotide messenger RNA. RefSeq names its product zinc finger BED domain-containing protein DAYSLEEPER. The record is from RefSeq and is a predicted model, not a curated record. NCBI's taxonomy places the organism in Eukaryota, Viridiplantae, Streptophyta, Magnoliopsida, Rosales, Rhamnaceae. The transcript has 4 exons. Bases 442 to 2484 code for a protein of 680 amino acids. Gene Ontology annotation, molecular function: DNA binding; protein dimerization activity.